GCCCCGCUUCGAAACGGGAGCAAAUUUAUACGCUUUCAGCAAAGGGAAGAUGUCCUGCAUUGUUUGGCGCGUCCUCAACAAAAAGUGCAGCAAGGCGCGGCAACUCCUCAGAAAUGGUCUUCAAAUCGCUCAUUUUGCAUGUGUGGUGCAAUUGGAGCAGAGGCGGCGCUGCCUCUUGCCAGCCGUAGAUGCACCCCCAAAGAAGCCCGCAGCACCCCCGAAAAAGGAUUUGGCUGAUCUCCUUUCAUCGUACUUGGCGCCGUUUUUCGCAUUUUACGACGCACUUGAGCCUGUUCUGGAGGCGGAGGCGCGAAUUUUGUGUAAAACUCAUUUCGGGGGAGAUCUGGAUGCAUUUGAAACCCUUUUUCUGCGGCCUGCCGCACAACUUCUCCAUCAGAAACCAAAGUGGUUGGCGCCGCUGGAAGCCACUCUUGGCGGCGUCGCAGUCAUUUUGGUGCACAUCGGUGAGGCUCCGGACGCGAGUUUCGCGACCGGCGCCCUUCACUGCUGCCUCCGGCCUUCUUCCUUCGGGGGCGUGGAGGCGUCGCUCACGUGGCGGGGGCCGCUCGGGCAGCUGCGGAGGCGGCCCGCCGGCCCCCUCGCUCCCAUGACGGCCCCGACCGACUCGGCCGUCCUGCUCGUCGCCGCGUCCGGCUCUGCGGGAAACGUGGCAAUCCGUCCGGCGCCGCUGCACCUCUUGGAGCGCAUCCCGCACAUCGACUCGGACGACGACGAGCCGCCCCCGCAUACGCCACCUCCACCGCCUCAAAAUACGGGCGACGACCAGCCGCCCCCUGCAGCCCCAACAGCCGCCUCUCAGCUGCCUGCAGGACUGCUCAGCUCGGGCUUCUUUGCACUCGCAGACACGGAGGACUGCGAAGGCGCCGCCGUCGUGGUCGCCGGCGGCUCCCGCGAACCCUAUCCUGCCCCUCGCCAAGCCGGCCAACUUCUGACCUACCUAGCUUUGCUCGUCGAGAGGAGAUGGAAAUUUGAAGAUAAUGAGAGCAAUCCACCCCCACUCACCCUUUAUGUGCCACGGUUGGAGUCGACGGCGGUGCUCGACCUGAUCGAUCGCUCGUUGUUUGCCGCUCAGGGAUACGGAACUCGUGUCGAGAGGGUGGUUGUCAGACGUCAGCCUGGAGGAGCUCCGGCCAAAUCGAGGAGAAUUCUGCCAAUUAGCAAAGUCAAGUUGCAUGUUGUUGGAGGCGACGGAUCAGCCCUGCGUCGAUUCUUCCCCGACGGUUCGCCCCCAGUUCCUGCCUACCCUGAGCGUCCGCACCUGUGGGCGCAACUGCUGCAGGAGGCGGAGGAGGUGGAGGCGGCGUGUUCGGGGGCGGACCGCCUCCAGACGGCCUCCGAAUUGCAACAGCGGCUGUCCCAGAUCGAGCUCAGGGCCCAGAACGAAGCCUGUCCCUUCCUGAGGAUUGGCCUCAAGAGAGCGGCCGCCGCCGUGGCCGCCGUCAGACAGGCAGAACGGCCAGAGGCCGUAAAGAGACUACAACAGGAAUUGUCAUGGUUUGACAGCGAAGGUGAAAGGUCACUGGCAGACCUUUUGGCCGCUGCUGAGGGACCACCAGAAGGGCCUCCGGACCCUCUCGGCGGAAACCGAUUCCACCUGCUCUACCUCGAAGCCCUGCGGCACAUGGAGCGCGCGUCCGACCUGGCAGAGGAGGCGGCCGGAGGUCACUCGGACGCUGGGGGCGGCACACUUUCAACUCUGGCCCGCUCCCUGAAACAGCACCUCCGAGGUUUCGGCGGCCGCUUGGAGGAGGCGCGCGAACGCUUCGAGGACGCGCAUCGCUGUCUUGCUCUCGUGGCAAAGGCGGAAGAAUGGGCAGCUGAAGCGGACAGUCGGUUGCGCGAGGCGGACGAAAAAGCUUUGCGCCUUCACGUGAUGGCCCACCCGGCCCCCUGCACCUCACACCUUGCAGAAAUGGCGCAACUGGCGAGGAAGCUCAGAAACGCGAAAUUAGCGGAUCACUGCCUUGACGCGGAAUCGCGAUGUCUGGCGACGAUGGAGACGGUUCGCAAUCGUCUCUCGGGGGCAGCGCCUUUUUCCGCCAACUGCUCCUGCUGGCCCGAACCGCAAACACCAGCGUGGCCUGACGAGGAGGGCAGCAGCAGUGUCGCAUCCGUCGCCUCCGACGACCAAAAGCACAGUGAAUGUACAAAGGAGGAAGAAGUGGACGCAGCGGUUGAGAGAAGCCCGCUGACUCCGAAUGCUCAUCUCGAGCAGCUACAGACACCACCCCUAGAGGCCAUCGACCCUGCCGCAGAUCCAAAUGUGGCAAAAACGCAAAGAACUUUGCUUUUGAUCAUGAGGGAAAUGAUCCAGACUGAAAGAGACUAUGUCAGGGCGCUCGAGUAUGUGAUCGAGCACUACAUACCAGAGCUGUUGCGUGACGACAUCCCUCAGGCGCUGCGUGGCCAGCGAAACGUGGUCUUUGGCAACAUCGAGAAGAUCUGCGAGUUUCACCGACACUUUUUCCUGCUUGAGUUGGAGAAGUGCGAGAAGAGACCUCUUGCAGUGGCCAACAUUUUCCUCAAAUAUGAGGACAAAUUUUACCUGUACGCGCUGUACAACAAAAACAAGCCCAAGUCGGACUGUCUCUUAAUUGACUACGGCGCUGCUUUCUUCAGGGCUAAGCAGCUCGAGUUGGGUGACAAAAUGGACCUGGCGAGUUACCUGCUGAAGCCAGUCCAGCGAAUGGGCAAAUACGCCCUUCUCCUGCAGCAAAUGCUCAAACAGGCUGCCGGAGGCCAAGCGGCCGAUCUGGCCGCUGCAGAGGCCAUGGUGCGCUUCCAGCUGAGACACGGAAACGACCUGCUUGCCAUGGAUUCACUCACAAACUGUGAUGUAAAUCUGAAGGAGCAGGGUCGCUUGCUGCGCCAAAAUGAAUUCAUCGUCAACCAGGGACCUCGAGGCCGAAAGUGUGUUCGGCAUGUUUUCCUUUUUGAGGAACUCAUCCUCUUCAGCAAAGCUCGCAAGUUCCCUGAUCGAAAGAACUUGGACCUUUUUGUCUACAAGAGCAGCAUAAAAAUGACGGACAUCGGCUUGACUGCGUUGGUGGCGGAUGCGCCAAACAAAUUCGAAAUCUGGUUCCGUAAACGGAAGCCCAGUGACACUUUUACUCUCUAUACAUCCUCGUCUGACAUCAAAGCCGCGUGGACUAAAGAAAUCUCUACCCUCCUUUGGAAACAGGCACUCAGAAACAGAGAAGUGCGACUUGCAGAAAUGUCAAGCAUGGGAAUAGGCAACAAGCCUUGUCUGGACAUCCGACCCAGUGGAGACCAGAUUUCGGACAGGUCAAUCGGCCUUACACAGCUGGCAAAAGCUGGAGCUCGAUUUCGAAGCUCAGUGGCGCUAAGUUCGGCCGAAAGGAGGCCACGGAGGCCCCACUCGGUUGUGUCGGUGGCCUCGUCAUCGUCCUCCUCUGCAGGAUCCAACUACGGUUCAGGCGAGAAUUCCACCAUGCGUUCAAACACCCUCAACAGCCACUCAUCUCUUGAAAGCGGCAUCAUCUCUGAUUUGAGUGCCAGCUUGGAGGAGUCGUGGCCUCCAGAGGCGGCUUCUGCAGCCACUCCGUGACCUUCACACGACACACCAGUCGAAACCAGUCGUUUACCAAUGAAGUCCAAUCAAAUCGCGAGCCAACUUUUUAAUAACUAGCGGUUAAGAUUUACACUUUAUAACAAUAAAAAAACACAAAGAUUAUAUUCUCUUUCUUGUAAGUGAGAGUUUCUCAGUCGUAAUUUGUAUUUAUAUGUAUUUGUACAUUUUUUCUGAAAGUGAGUGACUGUAUUUAAUAAAUAAAGAGGUAUUAAUAAAUAAGAUUAA
Messenger RNA from Neocloeon triangulifer, 3838 nucleotides. RefSeq names its product puratrophin-1-like. Gene Ontology annotation, molecular function: guanyl-nucleotide exchange factor activity. The record is from RefSeq and is a predicted model, not a curated record. The transcript is spliced from 25 exons. Lineage: Eukaryota; Metazoa; Arthropoda; Insecta; Ephemeroptera; Baetidae. The coding region runs from base 50 to 3589 and encodes 1179 amino acids.